Cheilinus undulatus (humphead wrasse) is the source of this 786-nucleotide messenger RNA. It is a transcript of the gene cfap276, whose product is annotated as chromosome 11 C1orf194 homolog. The record is from RefSeq and is a predicted model, not a curated record. NCBI's taxonomy places the organism in Eukaryota, Metazoa, Chordata, Actinopteri, Labriformes, Labridae. Bases 107 to 517 code for a protein of 136 amino acids. The transcript has 5 exons.
UUUCAAGGAGAGUUCUUGCUUACCUAGGACAGAAAGGAAAAAUACUUAGGCUACCUUUCGGUAGUAUUUAGUUUUUCUUUGGCGAAACUAGUCGUUGUCUUUUGAUAUGUCGAGCAGGAAUCCUUUCCCCUUCCCAAAGUUUGAGAAUGACUUAACUCUGGGUGGUUUCAGACCGCAGCAGAGACGGACUUGCAACAAACCGACUCACAUCGCCCAGACAGAGGAACCAUGGAGCCGUCUCAAUGACACAGCCACCUUUUCCAGCACUAGGAGGAGCAUUAUGCAUUAUGAAUUCCAGGGUCCAAAAGACAGCCUCGACUUCCAGCUGAAGUCCCUCUACGACCACCACAAAGACCUAUUCGGAAGAAAGAACCAGAUUUUUUAUCAGAGGGAAACUUUCUCUGAGGACCAAAGGAAGCAGGAAAAGUUAAAGCAGGACCUGCUUAAAAAGGAUCAAGAAAAUCAGAUUAAAAUGUGGGUUGAUCCAAAGAGAUGCUCAGUUCACAGCAUUAAGUGAAGCCCAGGUCACGGCAUUUUCAAACCAAGUCAACAGCAGGGGGAGAAUCCAUCCAUUCAACAUACAGCCUUCCCUGCUUCACUCUCUUCCGGCAACCAUUAUUACAGCUCCAUAAUAAAUGAGUUCCUGUGCACUUUUGUUUAACUUGUGUUUUUCUAAAUGCUGAACGGAGCAUGAGUUACUUUUAAGUGAUUCAUGGAAAGCAAACAUGGUUAAAAUGUGUCUUUAAACCUGAGCCACAACUUUAAAAGUCUGUCAAGAACCAGUAU